Molecule: messenger RNA, 1461 nt
Organism: Maylandia zebra (zebra mbuna)
Lineage: Eukaryota; Metazoa; Chordata; Actinopteri; Cichliformes; Cichlidae
Product: kelch domain-containing protein 1
Molecular function (GO): protein binding
Source: RefSeq, a predicted model, not a curated record
GUAUUUGGCACCGAGGCUUUCUUGUCCAAAAUAUGUAGGUUUAAAAACAUGAAGAAAUAAUAUCCGACAGCUAACAGCGCGUUGCGUCCCGUUCAAGUGCAUGCCUUCACGUCUCUGUGUGUAAAUAGCAGUCAGUUAUGGAUUCCGCCUUUGAGAGGCACUGCUCGGAGCUGGUCGCCCGGGAACGAAGCGGACAUACUGCUGUGUUGCAUGACAAUCUCCUGUAUGUGUGGGGAGGCUAUAUGUCUGUUGCUGAGGAAGAAGUUUUCUUACCUAAUGAUGAAAUCUGGGUGUAUGAACUAGACGCAGGUAUUUGGAAGGUGUGUCACAUGGAUGGGGACGUCCCUCCCCCCAUGUCUGGGACCUGCAGCUGCUACAUGAAUGGACACAUGUACAUAUUUGGAGGUUGUGAUGACAAUGGACAGACCAAUCAGAUGUACGGCGUCAACCUGGAAGAUGGGAAAUAUACAUGGAAGAGGAUAAUGCAUGAAUUUGGCUCAGCCCCCUCUCCCCGAGACAAAUUGUCCUGCUGGGUUUACAAUGGACGGCUCGCCUACUUUGGUGGUUAUGGUCACAAACUACUGAGUGAUCUCGACCGGAGGAGUGGAAGCUUUAUUGUGGAUGAAACUUCAUGGGUGGGAGAUGUCUUUUGGGGAUGGAACAAUGAAGUUCACAUAUUUGACCCCAUGCAGUCCAGCUGGAGUGAACCGCGGACCCACGGCCGAGCUCCUGCUCCAAGGGCAGCCCAUGGCAGUGCUGCGCUCGGUUACAGAGGAUACAUUUGUGGAGGUAGAGUUAUGGAAACCAGGACAAAUGACAUCCAUUGCUUAAACCUUGAAUCAUGGACAUGGUCAGAAAUAAUCCCGUUGUCCCCAACUCCGGUGGGGAGAUCAUGGCACACACUCACAGCAGUAUCAGACAACACCUUGUUCCUGUUUGGAGGUCUGAGUGUUGACUGCAAACCAAUGAGUGAUGGGUGGUUGCUUGAUGUCGAAACAAAGAAGUGGAAAGAGUUAGAGCAUCCCUUUAAGAAUAAGCCAAGGUUGUGGCACACAGCUAAUCCAGGCAAAGAUGCUGAUGUGAUUGUGUUUGGUGGAAGUUGUGACUACAUCUUGCUUGUCGACACUGGUCACUGCAAUGAUGCACUUGUUUUUCAGACGCAACCAUAUCCCCUGUUUAGGAUUUGUGAGGAUUACAUUGCAAAGAAUGUGAGAAACAACGAGGUGCUCCGAAAUCAACUUCCUCUCCUGCCUCGCAAGCUACUGAAGCUCUUACAGAGAAGGAUCUCUUUCUACAGGCCUUCGAAAAAGCAAAUGACUAGCUAAAAAGACCUUGAAUGCCAUGCUGUUUAAAGUGCUAUAUUUCUCCUUUAUUGUUUUACAAAUUAAUAUUUUAUUUUGUACAGUCUGCCUACAGUCCCUGCGAUGACUGCGCUGAAUAAAUGACAGAUUGACACUUUGA